AUGACUAUUCAAGGAUCCAACGUGCUCCUCACUGGGGCUUCUAUGGGAAUCGGCUCCGCCAUCGCCGAAGCACUCGCUGCGAAAGGCGCGAAUUUGAUUCUCUUUGCGAGAUCUGAGGAUAAACUACAGAGCCUCGCGGACAAAAUCAAGAAGCAGCAUGCAACCAAGGUGAUCUACAAAGCAGUCGACAUCCAAGACUACACCGCGGUCGAAGGCGCCGUUAAAUCCAGCGUGCAGGAACUUGGCCAAAUCGACAUUCUUGUCAACAACGCCGGCCUGGCCCUCGGCGCCCCCUCUGCAUUCCACGACCUCCGAGUAUCAGACAUCCUAACCAUGAACAACACCAACAUAAACGGCUUCAUGUUCGCAACCCACGCAGUGCUAAACACCUCCAUGAUCACCCGCAAGAUUGGCACAAUCCUCAACAUAACAUCGGUAACUGGCCUUGAAGUGCCCCCCUUCCCAGGCGAAGCAGUCUAUCACUCAAACAAGGCGGCACAGGAGGCCUUUACGAAUGCAUUGCGCAACGAGCUGAGCGGAACGAAUAUCCGCGUUAUGGCGCUGCGACCCGGUUGUGUAGCAACGAAUUUCCAUUCGCAGCGUGUUGGACAUGAUAAAGAGAUGUAUAAUAGCUUCUUUGAGGGAUUUCAGCCUCUUGAACCAGUGGAUGUCGCAGAAUCGGCCGUGUAUAUGCUGGAGCAGCCGUUGAACAGAUCAGUGAAGGCUCUUGAUGUUGUUCCUUCUGCGCAACGAUCGUUGACUGUGUUUGACCGGGAGUGGAACAAGAGAAAUGCAUAG
Aspergillus glaucus CBS 516.65 is the source of this 798-nucleotide messenger RNA. RefSeq names its product SDR family oxidoreductase. The record is from RefSeq and is a predicted model, not a curated record. Bases 1 to 798 code for a protein of 265 amino acids. NCBI's taxonomy places the organism in Eukaryota, Fungi, Ascomycota, Eurotiomycetes, Eurotiales, Aspergillaceae. Gene Ontology annotation, molecular function: oxidoreductase activity. The transcript is spliced from 6 exons. Gene Ontology annotation, cellular component: cytosol.